Saccoglossus kowalevskii is the source of this 1017-nucleotide messenger RNA. Its product is annotated as histone-arginine methyltransferase METTL23-like. The record is from RefSeq and is a predicted model, not a curated record. Gene Ontology annotation, cellular component: nucleus; cytoplasm. NCBI's taxonomy places the organism in Eukaryota, Metazoa, Hemichordata, Enteropneusta, Harrimaniidae.
AUGUAUGUAUGGCCGUGUGCUCCUGUCUUGGCUCAGUAUUUAUACUAUCACAGACACUUUAUUAAAGGAAAAACUAUAUUGGAGCUAGGUACUGGUACAGCUCUUCCAAGUGUAGUAGCCGCCAAAUGUGGAGCUCAUAUUAUCUUGUCUGAUGUGGCACAUCUUAUAAAUGCCACUACAAGUUGCACAUUAAAUGGUAUUACUGAUUUCCAGGUUGCCAAUAUUACAUGGGGACAGUUCUCACCUGCAGUACUGCAACUACCUAAACUAGACAUCGUCAUGGCAUCAGACUGCUUCUAUUCUCUUAAAGAUUUUGAAGAUAUUUUGGUGACUGUGAAUUUCUUGCUGCAAGAUAAGUCAGCAGCUGUGUUUUGGUGCACUUACCAAGAAAGGGAUUCUGAUUGGUCAAUAGAACAUUUAUUGAAUAAGUGGCAUCUACAGUGUACACAUAUACCACUGUCAUCAUUUCAGGCAGAUUCCCCAUCUGUAGCAUCAUCUGGUCUCCCUGGUAACCACACAAUCUGGAUGUUGCAGAUAACCACCAAGAAAUGAACAUUUGAUGACUGAUGCAGGUGUCUGCUGCCCUCUAUGGUUCAUAAUGAAAACUGCUGAAUGUAGAGGAGAUUUGUAAUAUCCUGUGACCUAGUACGUCACAUGUCUGACUCAUGUGACUUGGUAUGUCACGUGACUGUUAAAUAAAUCAUGAUAUAUUUAAUAUUCUACAUGUAUUCACUAGCACAAUGGAUUAUUUUUACUCCAUGCACAAAGCUAUUUAUAUGUGUCUAGCGUACAGUCUACAUGUAAAAGCCUUUGAAAUGAACAAACAUACAUAGUUGAAUUCAACAUGUAGAGCAAUAUAUAUAAUCUGAUAUUUAAUGUACAGUUUAAUUCAAUAAAUAAAUGAAACAACCAUCAUUUGGGUUUCUUUACAGUUCAUUCUCAAUAGAUAAAAUAGAUACGGUUUAUGACAGUAUUCUCUUCAUUUCAGCCUACGUCUCCAAUAAUGAAAAUGUGAUU